Hippopotamus amphibius kiboko is the source of this 1013-nucleotide messenger RNA. It is a transcript of the gene GAMT, whose product is annotated as guanidinoacetate N-methyltransferase. The record is from RefSeq and is a predicted model, not a curated record. The transcript has 6 exons. NCBI's taxonomy places the organism in Eukaryota, Metazoa, Chordata, Mammalia, Artiodactyla, Hippopotamidae. Gene Ontology annotation, cellular component: nucleus; cytoplasm. The coding region runs from base 66 to 776 and encodes 236 amino acids. Gene Ontology annotation, molecular function: guanidinoacetate N-methyltransferase activity. Gene Ontology annotation, biological process: creatine biosynthetic process.
GAAGGCCCUGGAGGGACGCGGCCCAGCGCCUGCCGAGCUCCCGGGCGCGCCGUCCAGCCGGCAGCAUGAGCGCCCCUGCCGCGACCCCCAUCUUCGCGCCCGGCGAGAACUGCAGCCCCGCGUGGCGGGCGGCGCCCGCGGCCUACGACGCGUCGGACACGCACCUGCAGAUCCUGGGCAAGCCGGUGAUGGAGCGCUGGGAGACCCCCUACAUGCACGCCCUGGCGGCCGCCGCCGCCUCCAGAGGGGGCCGGGUGCUGGAGGUGGGCUUCGGCAUGGCCAUCGCAGCCACCAAGGUGCAGGAGGCCCCCAUCAACGAGCACUGGAUCAUCGAGUGCAAUGAGGGCGUCUUCCAGCGGCUCCAGGACUGGGCCCAGCGGCAGCCGCACAAGGUGGUUCCCUUGAAAGGCCUGUGGGAGGAGCUGGCGCCCACCCUGCCGGAUAGUCACUUUGAUGGGAUCCUGUAUGACACGUACCCGCUGUCUGAGGAGACCUGGCACACGCACCAGUUCAACUUCAUUCGGGACCAUGCCUUCCGCCUGCUGAAGCCAGGGGGUCUUCUCACCUACUGCAACCUCACCUCCUGGGGGGAGCUGAUGAAGUCCAAGUACUCGGACAUCACCACCAUGUUCGAGGAGACGCAGGUGCCGGCCCUGCUGGAGGCGGGCUUCCGGAGGGAGAACAUUCACACGCAGCUCAUGGAGCUGGUGCCGCCGGCCGACUGCCGCUAUUACGCCUUCCCGCGGAUGAUCAUGCCCCUGGUCACCAAGCACUGAGCCCACCGGGGCCACUGGCUCUGCUGCCCACGCCGCCCCGGGGGCUCUGGGCUUCAGGAACAGCCCUACAAAGUGCCCCUGUGGCGGGGAGUGCAGGCGCUGGGCCCUCAGCCCCGCCCAGACCCACACGGGCAGCGUGAGCAGCGUGACGCCUGCCCUACCCGCUGCAAGGGGAUGACCUCUGCCUUCCUCCCAGGCUCCUGAGGAUGAAAUAAAUGCUAACACUGGGUUUGGCCA